Messenger RNA from Opisthorchis viverrini, 1652 nucleotides. RefSeq lists its product as hypothetical. The transcript is spliced from 8 exons. NCBI's taxonomy places the organism in Eukaryota, Metazoa, Platyhelminthes, Trematoda, Opisthorchiida, Opisthorchiidae. The record is from RefSeq and is a predicted model, not a curated record. Gene Ontology annotation, biological process: signal transduction. Bases 1 to 1494 code for a protein of 497 amino acids.
AUGACUGAAAAAGGCAGCUCAAUUGUUGCGCCCGACCUGUCAACGGAACACAGUCAACAUGGUUACAGUAAAUUUAGUUCUGAACUUAUGUGGUUGGGUCCUCCUAAAGUGGCUUUGACUAGUUUCACAUCUUUUUCACUUCUACAGUCACCACCAGCUGGGCACAAGCGGCGGUCUGACGAUUCGGACAAUUCCUACUACGGCGUAGAGAUGAAGCGUAGUCUUCUGACCAUACCACAUACGGCGCAUCACCUACCCUCUACGGUGACGGGAGAGGAUUCAGACUCCUCCAACUUUCAUUUUAGGUCUCGUAUCGGCCGGCAACAGAACACAAACAACGCCACCACACCGCAAUCUGCCUCAUUCAGUCGCCUCAAUCGGCCCCACAGUUUCACUUCCAAACCGGUUCUUCGUAUGGAGUUGUGCGGUUAUUGUGGUCGGCGUAUCACUUUCGGAAGGUCCGCACUGAGAUGUGUUGUCUGUCGAUUAGUUGUCCAUCCCGACUGCAAAUCACAGUUAAUACAAACGUGCAUCCCUCCGAAUACACCACGAACUCCUUUGUCCUCAUUUAAUGGACGUACCCCGGCAACCUCACCCAAGCGCGCUGCAAACAUGCCUGUAACGCCAUACUCGCGUGGUAAUCCCCCGACUCCUUCUAGCCCAACUUUGACACAUCGGUUUGGAGCACGAAACCUGAAUCUAGCUGAGUUGUGUCCAAAGGAUCAAUACCCUCGGAUACCAGCUCUGGUGAUUCGCUGUGUCACUGAAGUACUUGCUCGCGGCAUGCAUACCGUCGGUCUCUACCGUGUAUCCGGUUCGGAAAAACAAGUUCGGGAAUUAUAUGAGAAAUUCUUUGGGAAAGUCCCUCCGGUUCUGGCACGAGUGGAGGACAUUCACGUCGUCUGUGGUUGUUUGAAGAUGUUUUUGCGCAGUCUGACAGAACCGCUUGUCACUUACGAGCAACGUUCAGUGCUUGCUGCAGUAAGUGAAGGUGCUCGGCUUGGGGAUCCUGACGCAGUUCAGCAUGUCAUCAAUGUAUUGGAUGCAUUGCCGGCACCGAAUCGGGAUACUCUAUCCUACAUUAUGCUGCACCUCAAGAGCAUCGCGCAAGUUCCUGAUUGUCAAAUGGGCGAGGAAAAUCUGGCCAAGGUAUUCGGACCCACUUUGGUUGGUUAUUCGUGUCCUGAACCCCAGCUAAUGCAAACUGUCACCGAGACGAGGACACAACAGGCGGUAUUGCGCCUACUCUUUAGCGUUCCGGAACAUAUCUACUCCGCCAUUGUGACAAGGCAACCGGAUGAACAGGAUUCAGAACCUAUCGACGACGGCCACACCACCUACUUUAGCCCCAUUUUUACACGUCCCGAACCAUUGCCGACCCAAAGUGCGACGUCGCUCCAGCUUCGCAAGUCCCCUCACCGCAACCUGGUCAUGUCAGCGAGAAAACGUUUCUUCCCCCAUUUCUCUCAUCGCGACCCCAUGGACCCGUCUUAAUAAAUAUUCAUUUCUUCAUCGACUGCUUGUACGACGUCUUUUAUUGUGUACCUCCUACUCUUGUACCCUGAGGCCUUUCCACCGAUUUCGGUGUUGCUCAUUUGCUUGCCCUUCUUACUAACGUUUUCUGUGUUUUUCUAUAUCUGACCGUACACGCC